AUGUCUGCCAUUCCGAUAUCAUGGCACGAAGGCGAACUCGCCAUGCACAAACUUCUUUCCGUCCCGCGCCGAGAAAACCCCACAUCCCCAGGCCUCCCGGCCCGCUACGGAUGGCGGAUCGCCGCAUCCCCCCUCAUCGCCCUCGGGGCGCUAGAUUCCCGCGGGAGACCAUGGGCGACGAUCUGGGGAGGGGAGCAAGGCUCAGCAGGGGCCAUCGCGGCGGGGAUGUUAGGGGUGAGGAGCAUAGUUGACGGGGCUCACGAUCCCGUGUACGAAAGCCUCUGGGAGGGCAGCGAGAAGGGAAAGAUAACCGCUCCUUCGGGCGGGGAGGGGAAGGAGAGGUUGAUUGCGGGGUUGGCGAUUGAUUUGGAGAGUAGGGAUAGAGUGAAGUUCGCGGGGAGGAUAGUGGUCGGGGCUGCAGUGGCAGCGGGGAAGGUGACGGAUGUGCAGAUGGGGGUGGAGGUGAGGGAGUCGAUGGGGAAUUGCCCAAAGUAUUUGAAUAAGAAGAGGAUUGAGAAGAGGGAGGAGGGGGAGAUGAGGCCGGUUUUGGUAGAUGGGGAGGAGGGUGCCUUGGGGAGGGAGGCAGUUGGGAUUGUGGAGAGGGCGGACUUGUUCUUUAUGGCGAGUUUUGGGGGUGGGAGUAUGGAUGUUAAUCAUCGAGGGGGGAUGCCGGGGUUUGUGAGGAUUGUGAAGAAUGAUGCGGAUGGCGUCGUUCUUGCGUAUCCCGAAUUCUCGGGAAACAGGCUGUAUCAGACGCUUGGGAACCUGAGGGCAAAUCCCCGAGUUGGAGUCGUGAUACCUGACUUCGAGACGUCCGAUGUCCUCUAUCUCACCGGGACCGCGGAAAUACUCAUCGGAGGCAAGGCUACCGAGCUUCUCCAACACACCAAGCUCGCCGUCAAGAUCACAGUCUCACAAGCCCGAUUCGUCAAGUCCGGCCUCCCAUUCCGCGGCGAAGUGGUCGACUACUCUCCUUACAAUCCGCCCCUACGAACUCUCGUCUGGGAAAAGACGUCUUUAUACGCUCCACCCGAUAAGCAGCAACGCGAUAUAACGGCAUCCUUUGUCAAGCGAGAACUCCUCACCCCUACGAUUGCGAGAAUAACGUUCAAGCUCGACUCCCGAACGCCUCUCCCGACCUGGAAGUCGGGACAGGUGAUAACGUUCGACUUUAAGCACGAGCUCGAUAAUGGCUGGUCUCACAUGCGCGAUGAUGAUCCACAGUCCCUCAACGACGAUUUCGUUCGCACGUUCACGGUGUCCAGCCCCGCGCCGGUCAGUAUUCGCGCCGGUUCGAAAGAUGCAGAGUUCCAGAUCACAGUAAGGAAACACGGUCCCGCGACCGCACUCCUCUGGCGGUGGAACCCACGCGUGGAGCUCGAGAUCCCCAUUCUAGGCUUCGGCGGUGAAGAGGGCUUCCUCCUACCCGUUGAGAAGACGAAGGACCUAUCCGUGUUUGUGGCAGGCGGUGUUGGGAUCACGCCGCUCAUCGCGCAAGCAGAGGGUGUGCUUGCGGCUGGUAACGGGCUGAGGGUGCUUUGGAGUGUGCGAGGGGAGGACUUACCGUUUGUGGAGGAUGUGUUUGGUCGUGUGAGGGGACUUGCGCCGCUUACAACGGUGUUUGUAACGUGGCGGGGCGAUGAUGGACGGGAGGAGCUGAAGGAUAGGCUUGAGACUAUGGGGGCGAGGCUGUAUGAUGGGAGGAUGGGGGAGAAGGAUGUCAAGGCCGUCGAGAGGAGGGGAGGGAGGAAGUUUUAUCUUUGUGCUGGGGAGACCAUGAUGAGCAUGUUGCUGGGCUGGCUGGAAGGGGAGGAGGUGGUUUAUGAGAGCUUCAGUUACUGA
Scedosporium apiospermum is the source of this 1842-nucleotide messenger RNA. RefSeq lists its product as uncharacterized. NCBI's taxonomy places the organism in Eukaryota, Fungi, Ascomycota, Sordariomycetes, Microascales, Microascaceae. Gene Ontology annotation, molecular function: oxidoreductase activity. The coding region runs from base 1 to 1842 and encodes 613 amino acids. The record is from RefSeq and is a predicted model, not a curated record. The transcript has 3 exons.